AUCUCAUCAGCAACAGAAAAGAAAAGAAAACUAACAUGUUACUACAGACAGCUAUCAAGUUCCCACUUACAUAUAUCUUUCUCCUUUCUUGCUCUUAUCUCUUUUGUACAAGAAUCCAAGUUCUGAUCAGCCAAAAGUCAUCUACAGAGUAAAACAUCAUCAGGAUCUGCAUCACUUCAGUUCUCAAACUCUUCUGAAUAAGGACUUCACUGGAUUUGCUUGAGUUGAUCACGGAGAAAGGACUAGUUGGAUUUGCUUUUGAGAUUUUAAUUUCUGCCUGCGGAAGAACAUUUUGAUUUUAUAUAUACAGUAGGGUGGAUUGGAGGGAGGAAUAUGUCGUUGGUAAAGGGUGAACAUCAAACUAUCCCACUCUCUUUGCUCCUUAAGCGGGAAGUGGCUAGUGAAAAAAUUGAAAAGCCGGAAGUCUUGUAUGGCCAGGCUAACCACAGCAAGAAAGGCGAGGACUUUACACUAAUCAAGACAGAAUGUCAACGUAUAUUAGGAGAUGAUGUUACCACAUAUCAUGUCUUUGGGCUGUUUGAUGGUCACAAUGGAUCUGCAGCUGCUAUAUACACCAAGGAAAAUCUCUUAAAUAACGUUUUGGGUGCUAUACCACCAAAUCUAAAUAGGGACGAAUGGAUUUCAGCAUUACCACGGGCAUUGGUUGCAGGUUUUGUGAAAACGGACAAGGACUUCCAAGGGAAAGCACAAACUUCAGGAACAACUGUAACCUUUGUAAUAAUUGAAGGAUGGAUAGUAACAGUAGCAUCAGUUGGUGAUUCUCGUUGCGUCCUUGAAUCUGCAGACGGGAAAAUUUACCAUCUGUCAGCUGAUCAUAGACUCGAAUGCAAUGAAGAAGAGAGGGCGCGUAUUACUGCAUGUGGUGCCGAGGUUGGUCGCCUUAAUACCGGUGGUGGUACACAAAUUGGUCCUCUGAGAUGUUGGCCUGGCGGGUUGUGCCUUUCACGGUCUAUUGGAGAUAUGGAUGUUGGCGAGUUCAUUGUUCCUGUGCCUUAUGUAAAACAAGUGAAGCUGUCCUCUUGUGGUGGUAGGCUCAUCAUAUCAAGUGAUGGGGUUUGGGAUGCUUUAACUGCUGAAUCGACUCUUCAGUGUAGUCGAGGAAUGCAACCAGAUGCUGCAGCUUCUCAGAUAGUGAAGGAAGCUGUAGGAGUGAGAGGACUUAAAGAUGAUACGACCUGCAUUGUGGUAGACUUGCAAGCUCCAGAAAAGAGUCCUUUGCCGCCACCAAGAAAACAGGGUAUUUCGGCUUUUAAAUCCAUGUUUCGAAGAAAGAGUUCCGAGUCACCUUUAGUCCUGGAGAAAGAUUACAAUGAACCAUAUGAGGUUGAGGAAUUAGUAGAGGAAGGAUCUGCAAUGCUUUCAGAAAGGUUUGAUACAAAAUACCCAAUCUGCAACAUGUUCAAGUUGUUCAUGUGUGUAGUCUGUCAAGUAGAGAUGAAACCGGGAGACGGUAUUUCCAUACAUGUAGAUCAAUUAAAUGCAAGAAACUUGCGGUCCUGGGAUGGUCCUUUUCUCUGCUCAAGUUGUCAAGUAAAGAAGGAAGCCAUGGAAGGGAGAAGACCUUCAGGACCUUUAAGAUCUAGAUCUGGAUACAGUAACCGUGAAUAUUAAUUGCCAACUUGAUUUAUAUGCAUGAAAAACGAAUUAAAAUUGGAAAGAGUUCAAUAUGAUAAGCGGAGAAUUUUGGAGCUAAUUAUGAAAGAGAAGGCGACAGACUCUGUUCUGUUUGGUUCAGAGGUUCACUUUUCAAUGAAGUUUUUAGGGUUACACGAGUCAUGACGAUCAUUGCCUUCUGCUCCAGUCACUAAUCUGCCCUUGUGCAGUUCAAAAGUUGAUCCUUACUUAUUUUACAAUGAUUCAUAUCAGAAGUUCAGCAACAAUGUGUGAUAGUGAACUUAACUGGUCCGAGUUUUGGUAGAUGAACCAAGUAAGCUUGAACUGCAAAACGCUUCAUAUUGAUAAAGUAGCAAGCAAGUUACAAGAACUUAAAGGUAAAAUUCUAUCUUCUACAGAUCUGACAGUUCAUGCAGCAGUAGCGGCAUUUCAUGUGACAUUAUUGUGGGGAACAUGUUUAGGACUCGCAAGGAUUCUCCCAUGAGGAACUUUUGUAGUUCUUUAUUUUUGUUCCUGAUUCAUUGUCUCUCUUCUUUAUGAUGUAAGGAAUUUAAUCUUUAGAGUAGAGAAUGCGUUUAUUUCAUUUUUCUUGGUUCAAAUUGUACAAAAGAGUGUCUGUCUUCAAUGGCCACAGCAUCUUUAUUAUUAGAAACAUCCCCUCCCCCACAAGAGCUUUUGUUAAUAAAUAGGACUCGGCCCCAA
Messenger RNA from Daucus carota subsp. sativus, 2337 nucleotides. RefSeq names its product probable protein phosphatase 2C 12. Gene Ontology annotation, molecular function: protein serine/threonine phosphatase activity. The transcript is spliced from 9 exons. Gene Ontology annotation, biological process: peptidyl-threonine dephosphorylation. Lineage: Eukaryota; Viridiplantae; Streptophyta; Magnoliopsida; Apiales; Apiaceae. The record is from RefSeq and is a predicted model, not a curated record. Bases 334 to 1632 code for a protein of 432 amino acids.